Molecule: messenger RNA, 2821 nt
Organism: Lineus longissimus
Lineage: Eukaryota; Metazoa; Nemertea; Pilidiophora; Heteronemertea; Lineidae
Product: sodium- and chloride-dependent glycine transporter 1-like
Exons: 11
Coding region: 1051-2355 (434 amino acids)
Biological process (GO): sodium ion transmembrane transport
Cellular component (GO): plasma membrane
Source: RefSeq, a predicted model, not a curated record
GGAGACCGGCAUGGAAAAAUAUUUUAAAAAAAAACCUCUUGGAAUAAAACUAUUCCAAGAAGAAUCAAACCACACCUCGAUUCCAGGUGUAUACAAGUUUUGCCCCAGCAAAACAGAAAGAUUCCCGCAAUUGAAGUUACCCGAUACAGGAGAUUCUGGGCCCGUUUACCAGUCCAACCUGGUGAGCUCGCCAGAAGCAAAAAAACUGGUCCAAAGAAAAUUACGCGAGCUCAACACGCAUAUCGGGAGGUCUAGCGAUUUUGAAAUGGUCUGCAGUGACCGCAAGGCCCCAGUGAUCCACCAGCAGCACGAGGGGUAUGCAGAAAAAAAAGAAGUUGUAUCAGUCAGAGACUUGAGCAAGUCACUGGCCUCUCCACAGACAGAGGAAUAAAAAGGGUACCCUCAACUCCUGAAGAAAGGAGGAGAUAAAAAAAACGUACCAACGCUCGACUCUUAGCAAGAGGAGAAAAACGUCUGCGUCUAAUCGCAUGUGAGCCGGUCUGCUCGGAAACCCACGCUAUCCCAUUAAAUACCCGAAGUCCACGUGACCCCAUGAUAAUUCAACUGACAUUCCGAUCCACAAUGCACUGCGCACACAAAGACACCCCCAAUUAAAAUAUGAAAAGAUCACAAAGCAACCCGAUACAAAAGCCUUCGUUUCCUGGCAGAGAUCGCACUGAAUAUAACUUAAAACACCGUAGUUCGAGGCACAUGCUAAGGAGUGAUUAAAUAAGCUUACGAUUAAUCGAGAUAAGUUCCAAAUUUGCAAGUUAAAAGAAGUUUUCGUGAGAGAGGUAACAAUGUAAUUUUGACUUUAGCGGUGAUGUAGGAAAGGAGGUCAUUCGGCUUUCCUCAGCCACUCACGUGAUAGGAAGAACCAAUAAAAAUACGAGGAAAUUGUAAACAGUGAUGGCCGCCGUCCAGGUCACAUGACCGAUAAAAUGGCGACGCAUCCAGGAAAUUGAUAGAAAGAGUUGUUGACAAUUUGUCCGAAAAUAAACGAAAUAAACCGUUGUGCCUGGAACUAGGUUUACAUAAAAGGUUACGAAAAUGAGAAGUCGGCAUGUCCUCCAAAGAACCAGUGGUAUUCACAGCAUGGGUGAGAUGAGAUGGGAGCUCUUUGCCUGCUAUACUCUCACUUGGGUCGUAACAUGUCUGUGCAUCAUAAGAGGCGUCAAAUCAUCGGGAAAGGCUGUGUACGUGACAGCCCUCGCCCCGGUCGUUAUUCAGAUUGUGAUGCUCUGUCGAGGAGUGACCUUACCAGGAGCCAUAGAAGGUAUCAAGUUAUACAUAAUUCCCAAAUGGGAAACACUGCUCAACACCAGGGUAUGGAUAGAGGCCGCCUUCCAGAUUGCAUAUUCCAGUGGAGCAGGGUGGGGUGGUAUCGUCACUAUGGCCAGCUACAACAAAUUCCAUACAGAUUGCUACAAACAGGCUGUUGCAAUUUCAUCAUUAGGGAGCGCCUUCAGUAUUUUCAGUGGUUUCGUUGUAUUUUCUAUAAUUGGAUACUUGGCUCAUGAGGUUGGCGAGGACGCGGAAAAUGUCGUCAGCCAUGGCCCUGGUUUGAUCUUCGUUGUAUACCCGGCAGCACUAGCCAAAAUGCCUGGUGGUCAGUUUUGGUCCGUCCUGUUCUUCCUUAUGGUAUUUAUGGUAGGCCUUGACAGCCAGUUUGCAGGCGUGGAGACAGUGAUCACGACCAUCGUCGACAACAACCCUCGCCUACUCCGUGGUCGGUUGAGGCGAAUGCUGUUGACCGCACUGACCUGUUUUGUUAUCGCUAUUCUUGGUAUACCAUGUGUCAUGCAGGGCGGAGUAUACGUGCUCUCCUUAUUGGACUGGUACAUUGCCACUUUGUCUGUGGCUCUCAUCUUCUUCACAGAGCUCGUGGUCAUAUCAUGGAUCUACGGGCUUAAUCAAUUCUUCAAAGACAUCGAGCUGAUGAUUGGUUACCAGCCUCACUUUAUUUGGAAGAUAAUGUGGGGAGGUGUUUCACCAGCUUUGACGAUGGGUAUAUUUUUGCUGAGUGUUAUACGAUACACACCAGUGUCGUACGGCAGUUAUGUCUACCCACAGUGGGCAGUGGCAAUCGGUUGGACAUUCGCCCUUUUGUCAUUUGUGCCCAUUCCAUUAUUCAUGGUGAAAGUAUUGAUAUCUGCCAAAGGAAAUGUUAAACGUAGGUUAAAAGACGCGGUUCAGCCAACACCUGAGUGGGGUCCAGCUUUACCUGCAUACAGAGAGUUGUAUAUCGCCACCCUGAGUGGGUCGCGGAAAAGAAGGAUUUUGCCCUAUAUCAACUGCACGAAGGAAUCCGAAGAAACUGGUACAUCACUUGUGUGGAAUACGGCUAAAUUAUAGCCCACUGGCUGAGCCAAACUUCACCCUUGAGAAGGAAUUUCCCACCAAAUUCCAUGUUAGAAUAUAUUUCGAAACCAACCUGAUGAUAAACCGACGAAAUCAGAGUGAUUCGUUUGCGUUGAUUAUUUUUAAAGAUGCAGUUUAAUAGUGUGGUCAAUUCAUCUUUGCAUUACAACGUUUUAAAUGAAAGCCUUACAAUACAGUACGGAGAAUCGUGUUCAGACAAUUCGUCAGAAUACUCUGGACGCUUUUACACGAAGUGCAGCCGGCUUGUGGUAUUCGACUCGAUGACUCGACGACGCGAUGGCUCGAUGACGCGAUCGUUGCUAUGGAUUUUGCUAAAAUACGGAAUCCCAUGAUCCUGGUCUCCGGGCUACCGCUGCAACAGCAGAGGUUUUAGCUCGGCCUUCCCAUACCCAGCUACGGUAUGUAGAAGGAUGUGCCCCCCCCAUGCCAUGGCCACUGA